This is a messenger RNA of Dichomitus squalens LYAD-421 SS1, 264 nucleotides long. RefSeq lists its product as uncharacterized. The annotation marks the transcript as partial. Lineage: Eukaryota; Fungi; Basidiomycota; Agaricomycetes; Polyporales; Polyporaceae. The transcript has a single exon. The record is from RefSeq and is a predicted model, not a curated record.
GAAAAGGGGAAAAAUGUGGCAGAAGAUGGGCAUGAAAUAACACUCCUCUUCACUGAGGAAGGAGCGAUUGAAAUGGAGAAGGAGAGGGAAGAAUGGUGCAGAAAAUGCAAAUGUGCGAUGUUGGUGCACGUACCAAAGAACUCCUCUGCGCAUCCACCCAACACCUCCUCGCGUCCGACUCAUCCUCAUCCUCCCCCUCAUCCCAAACCCCUUGAGUCUGGGGUCAAAUGGGAAAUAUGGCAUAACUGGGGGUGGAGAGCAUAA